CCCGCGAAGCUUGUUGUCUCGAACGCAGCGCUCCACUCUUGCUUGGACCCUCCCACCCAACACAGGAGUCAGGAGUGACACGCCAUUUAAUCGCCGCCUGGCCCUGCUGGUGCUUCUCGGAAACAGAAGGGAAACCUAAAAACGAUAGAAGACGAAAUUGACCCGAAAAUAAACAAUUCACAGUCGCCCAGAAGUAGCACCGAAUCGUGCCAACAUGGGGAUCCGCAAGAAGAGCAACAAGAACCCGCCGGUGAUGAGCCAUGAGUUUGUGAUCCAGAACCAUGCAGAUAUUGUUUCCUGCGUUGCUAUGGUGUUCCUCCUCGGCUUGAUGUUCGAGGUAACAUCGAAGUUUGCAGUAUUGUUCAUCACGGUCCAGUACAACGUCACCAUCUCUACCAACGGGCCAGAGGAGACGGCUGUGAACCACUUCCACCACGGCAUCAAAGAUUUGGCCACCAUUUUUUUCUACAUGCUGGUGGCAAUCAUCAUGCACGCCAUCAUCCAGGAGUACGUGCUAGAUAAAAUUAAUAGAAAGAAGCAUUUCUCCAAAACCAAACACAGCAAGUUCAACGAGUCCGGUCAGCUCAGCACUUUCUACUUGUUCUCCUUUGGUUGGGGCGUGAGCAUCCUCGUCUCUGAGAACUUUCUGUCCAGUCCAGUUUCCCUGUGGGAAGGUUACCCCCACACGCUGAUGCCGUUCCAGAUGAAGUUUUACUUCAUUUGUCAGAUUGGCUACUGGCUUCACGCCCUCCCCGAGCUUUACUUCCAGAAGACAAAGAAGGAGGACAUUCCGCGCCAGCUGGUGUACAUCUUCCUCUACCUGGUCCACAUCGCGGGCGCCUACAUCCUCAACCUGAACCGCCUGGGUCUGGUCCUGCUGGUGUUGCACUACUUUGUGGAGCUUCUCUUCCACGUCUCGCGCCUCAUCUAUUUCAGUAACGAGAACAGACAAAUGGGUUUCACCGUAUGGGCAGUCUUGUUUGUCCUGGGACGGCUGCUCACCCUGUCCUUGUCCGUCCUCACCGUGGGCUUCGGCCUCGUCAACGCUGAAAAUCAAGGCUUUGAUUUGGCUGUCGGAAACUUUAACAUUCUUUUUGUGAGGGUAACUGUCCUGGCCGCCGUGUGUCUGACUCAGGCCUUCAUGAUGUGGAAAUUUAUCAACUUUCAGCUGCGCCGGUGGAGGGAGAGCGCUCAAACUCAGUCCUUGAAAAAGAAACAAGUUCCCUCCAAGAGCAAAUCAAAGAAAGAUAAAGCCAACGGUGUGAACGGAGUCAAUUCCCACGCAGCUGAUUCGCCAAGAACAAGAAAGGAGAAAUCGUCUUAAGAGAAUCGCCCCCAGCCCUGUGCCUCUCGCGGUGGUAUCUGACAUGAGAUGAGACCACCGUCGAUUUAUGCAUUUUCAACUUCCACUCAACGGACAUCCCGGCUACUAGGAAGGCGAGGGUGGCGGCACCACUUCGGAUUAGAAUUCGGUGCUCUGCUGUGCCAUUUUGAAAAGAAAACAGAAAUUCUGGAAUAAACUAUAUUAAAAAGACCUUAUUUAAGAAGUGCCUAUUGCUACAGAUGGUUUUAUACAGGGUGAGUCAUUUUAAAAUUUGAGAAUACUGUGUUUUGAUGCAUUAUCCUGCUUGCUCAAUAUACGCACCUUCCCCCUGCAAUUACUUUCUGUUCCAUCUUGUAUUUUCUCUUCUCUGUAUUUAUAACUGCCAGCGUAGAGCACCAUUGGGUUGACUAACAACCAAGUGUAAUAUAACCACCUGUAGCUUUGGCUCCACAUUGUAGCAAAGCAACGACCACUUCACUGAAACCAUAGAACAUUAUUAGACAACAGUCUUCAUCAUUGUAUGGCUGUUCAGUAGGCUCCCUGCUGUAAGAAUUCAUAACGGCUCUGCAACCACGCGGAGCAACAUCUUCAUGUUCUGAACACAUGCUGCAUUUUUAUUACUGCAUCAAAGAGAAAGAUUGGUUGCAAAAAAAAGCAUGGAUGGAUUUUCUUUUGAUUGUGCCAAAUAAAUCAGAUUGACUGUU
This is a messenger RNA of Nerophis lumbriciformis (worm pipefish), 2028 nucleotides long. RefSeq names its product translocation associated membrane protein 1 (gene tram1). Gene Ontology annotation, cellular component: endoplasmic reticulum membrane. Gene Ontology annotation, biological process: protein insertion into ER membrane; SRP-dependent cotranslational protein targeting to membrane, translocation. The record is from RefSeq and is a predicted model, not a curated record. Lineage: Eukaryota; Metazoa; Chordata; Actinopteri; Syngnathiformes; Syngnathidae.